Cyphellophora attinorum is the source of this 864-nucleotide messenger RNA. Its product is annotated as putative NADP-dependent mannitol dehydrogenase. Lineage: Eukaryota; Fungi; Ascomycota; Eurotiomycetes; Chaetothyriales; Cyphellophoraceae. The coding region runs from base 1 to 864 and encodes 287 amino acids. Gene Ontology annotation, molecular function: oxidoreductase activity, acting on NAD(P)H, oxygen as acceptor. The transcript has 2 exons. Gene Ontology annotation, cellular component: intracellular anatomical structure. The record is from RefSeq and is a predicted model, not a curated record.
AUGGACGACGCUGUCCUGCCAGGUACAAGCAAAUUCAAGCACUACAACACUCAAGCCCCGGAUACGAAGCGAAUAUUUCCCCUCUUCUCUUUGAAAGGCAAGACUGCAAUUGUGGCAGGUGCGGGAGCAGGUAUUGGGUUGGCGGUCGUUCGUGGUUACGCCGAGGCCGGAGCAAAUGUGAUCAUCUGGUACAACACAAACAAGGAAGCAGAGACGCGAGCCAAGGAGAUCGAGGAAGAGUUUGGGGUGAAAUGCAGAGCUUUCUCGGUCGACACAACUGAUCCUCAAGCUGUCGACAACGCGGUAACUUCCCAGAUCAAAGAAUUCGAUGACCGACUUGACGUCUUCGUGUACAACUCCGGAGUAGCCUGGACAAGUGGGGCUUCUAUUACUGGUGAUCUGGACAACUACCAUCGAGUGAUGAAGACCAACGUUGAUGGCUUAUUCUAUUCCGCGAGAGUUGUCGGUAGAAUCUGGAGAGAACAGAAGAUCAAUGGUCUUCCAAAGUUCAGGGGCGGCUCGUUCAUCGCCACGGCCUCCAUGUCCGGCCACAUCGCCAAUUUUCCGCAGUUGCAGACAUCAUACGAUGCGUCCAAAGCAGCCGUCAAACAUAUGUGCCAGAAUCUUGCCCUUGAGUGGGUACAAUUUGCGCGUGUCAAUUCGAUUAGCCCAGGCUAUAUCGCGACUGAGCUGACCACUUUUAUUCCGGAGGCAACAAAGGAAGUUUGGCGGCACAUGAUCCCCAUGGGUCGUGAGGGGCAGCCCGGCGAGCUUGCUGCGGCAUACCUCUUCCUUGCGUCGGACGCAAGUUCGUACUGUACUGGCACAGAUCUGCUGAUCGAUGGUAAGCAAGAAGUUCAAUGA